AUGGGCAAUUUCAUUAGCUGGAUCAACAAGAAUGUGCCCUCUGGCGAGCAAAAUGGCAAUGGCCAGACCGACUCGACCAACAAGCCUCAGUCUGUUUGGGGCAUGAUCGAUACUUUGGUCCCUGUACUGAUCAUUUCGGCCAUUUAUUUGGUCUUCUUCUUGAUAUUCAGAAGAUCCCAACGCAGAUACUACGCGCCGCGUACCUAUCUAGGUGGCAAAUCUGAACGGAGUCCGGAAAUGCCCCAUGGGUGGUUCAAUUGGAUCGGCGCAUUUUGGAAGAUCCCAGAUGCCUACGCGCUUACCCACCAAACUCUCGAUGCCUAUCUUUUCAUCCGCUACCUCAAAAUCUGCGCCAUCAUCUGCCUCGUCAGCCUGUGCAUCACUUGGCCCAUUCUUUUCCCCGUCAACGCCACGGGUAAGGGAGGCAGGUCGCAGCUAGAGAUUUUGUCCUACAGUAACGUCAACGUAGACGCGUCACCAAACUACUUCUUCGCUCACGUUUUCGUUGCGUGGGCUGUGUACGGCUUUCUCAUGUACAUGAUUACGCGCGAGUGCAUCUUCUACAUCAACUUGCGCCAGGCCUACCUUCUGACUCCCCACUAUGCUAACCGCAUCUCGGCUCGUACCGUUUUGUUCACCUGUGUGCCUGAAGAAUAUCUCAACGAGGCCAAGAUUCGCCAAAUGUUCAACAAUGCGGUCAAAAACGUCUGGAUUGCCGGAAACACAAAAGAACUGGACGAAAAGGUUGAAGAACGCGACAAGGUUGCCAUGAAGCUGGAGGGCGCCGAGGUCAAGCUGAUCAAGGCUGUCAACGUUGCUCGAACCAAGGCAUUGAAGAAGGGUGGAAACAACAACGAGACGGAGCACGACGCGGAGACUGCCGACGUCAUCUCCAGAUGGGUGCCCGAAAAGAAGCGACCCUCGCAUCGCCUUGGCCCAUUGGGCCUUAUCGGCAAGAAGGUCGACACGAUUGAAUGGUGCCGCUCCGAGCUCGCCAAGAGCAUUCCGGAGGUCCACAGAGCUCAGCUUGGAUGGAAGCAGGAAGGAAACUUCAAAAAGAUCGGAUCACUUUUCGUCGAGUUUCACACUCAAGCCGACGCCCAAGCGGCUUUCCAGGUCGUCACACACCACCAAGCUCUUCACAUGAGCCCCAAGGCGAUUGGUGUUAAGCCCGUCGACGUCAUUUGGAAGAACCUGUCCAUUCCGUGGUGGCAACUCAUUAUUCGCCGCUAUGCUGUAUACGCCAUUGUUGCGGCCCUCAUUAUCUUCUGGGCGAUCCCUGUCGGUAUCGUCGGCAUCGUCUCCCAAGUUUCCACUCUCACCAAACUUCCUGGCCUGAGCUGGCUGAACGACAUCCCCGAGAAAAUCCUCGGAGUCAUUUCGGGCCUGUUGCCGGCGGUCGCCAUCUCUAUUCUCAUGUCGUUGGUUCCCGUAAUCAUGCGUGCGCUGUCCCGUCUGGCGGGAGCCAAGACCAACACCGAAGCCGAGCUGUUCACCCAGAACGCGUACUUCUGCUUCCAGGUUCUCCAAGUCUUCCUUAUUCGGUCUGUCACCGACGCCGCAUCUACUGCAAUUGUGCAGAUUGCUGGUGAUCCUAGCUCAGUCUUUUCCAUUUUGGGAGGCGCUCUGCCGACUACAUCCAACUUUUAUAUUUCUUACUUUAUCGUCCAAGGUCUUACCAUUGCUGUUGGGGUUGUGACCCAGGUUGUCGGCCUUUUCAUCUUCAGGUUGUUGUACAAGUUCCUUGCCGGCACUCCUCGCGCGAAGUACACCAAAUGGACUACUCUGAGCGCCAUCCUCUGGGGAAGUCUCCUGCCAGUCUAUACCAACAUUGUAGUCAUCAGUAUCGUCUUCUCUGUCAUCGCGCCUCUCAUUCUGUUUUGGUCGACCUUGGCCCUCUUCAUGUUCUAUCUGGCCUAUCGUUACAAUCUGCUCUUCGUUUCCGACACCGCCGUCGACACUCAGGGGCUGAUCUACCCGCGAGCUCUCAAGCAACUCUUUACCGGCAUCUACUUGGGCGAGAUUGUGAUGAUUGGCAUGUUCGCUGUGGUCAAGUCACCAGGUCCUGCCGUUCUCAUGGCCAUUUUCUUGGUCUUCACGAUUCUGUUCCACAUCACCAUGACACGGAGUCUCAACCCUCUUCUGUAUGGCCUUCCCCGCACACUCGAAACCGAGGAGGCCAAUCUCCAGGCUCGUGGGACCGAUUUGGACACUGAAGAAGUCAACAGGGAGACGAGCACUGAAGCUGAUGGAACUACCGGUGCCACGGGCGUGUCGUCGGCGAAGAAGGUUCUGCCAGGAAACGAUUACGGAGUUCAGAAGAAGGGCAACAUGUUUAGUCGCUUCUUCAAGCCCUGGGUGUUUGCGGACUACGCCACUCUGCGGCACAUGGUGCCCCAGGAGAAAAACAUCAACUUUGCGCAGCUGGACCAGGCAGGCGAGGACAACGAGCGCAAUGCCUACUUCCCACCAAGCGUGAACAGCCAGCCUCCUCAACUCUGGGUUCCCCGGGAUCCCCUUGGUGUCUCGAGGCACGAGAUUGCACUCACGAGCAGUGUCAUUCCCAUCAGCGACAAGGGCGCUUACCUGGACGAGAAGAACAAUGUUGUUUGGUCCGAGGAUUUGACGAAUAGGGAAGAAUUGCCUCCUAUUCAUGAGGAAAAGGUUUACUACUAG
Messenger RNA from Metarhizium album ARSEF 1941, 2676 nucleotides. RefSeq lists its product as uncharacterized. Gene Ontology annotation, cellular component: plasma membrane. Gene Ontology annotation, molecular function: calcium-activated cation channel activity. Bases 1 to 2676 code for a protein of 891 amino acids. Lineage: Eukaryota; Fungi; Ascomycota; Sordariomycetes; Hypocreales; Clavicipitaceae. The record is from RefSeq and is a predicted model, not a curated record. The transcript is spliced from 5 exons.